Messenger RNA from Oncorhynchus keta (chum salmon), 785 nucleotides. Its product is annotated as FH1/FH2 domain-containing protein 1-like. Bases 417 to 785 code for a protein of 122 amino acids. The transcript is spliced from 4 exons. Gene Ontology annotation, cellular component: cytoskeleton; cytoplasm. NCBI's taxonomy places the organism in Eukaryota, Metazoa, Chordata, Actinopteri, Salmoniformes, Salmonidae. Gene Ontology annotation, biological process: cortical actin cytoskeleton organization; actin filament network formation. Gene Ontology annotation, molecular function: actin filament binding. The record is from RefSeq and is a predicted model, not a curated record.
CCACUAUUUUUUUCCCCCUCCCAAGUGUUUAGUAAGUUUUUGUUUUCUGCCGAACUCGCAGUUUGAAUCGUCUCAGUUGAACUGCUGUGCCAGCUGUAGCUCUGUCUAUUUCCAUCUCAUGAGUCACUCAUUCUCAACUUCCAGCAGCAGUUCCAACCCCUCACACUACUCCGCUUCCUGAUACCUGACGUCACGCGGUCACAGCGAGGGGUUGGUGUGUUCUGUACGGCAGCAGUUUCCCUUUAACACAGAGAGAAAGAGCGUCAAGCGGGGAGGAACAAGUCGCCGCGUUUUUUUCCUUCUUUAUUUUUUAAAAAUGGAAGUUUAGGACAAGGGGAAUAUAUCCGCAGGGACACAGCUCUACACCGCGACUGACAAGCAGAGAAACGUUAACCCCAGCCGGCUGAGGAAAAGACAUGGCCAUUAUAACCUGCCGAGUGCAGUAUUUGGAGGACUCGAACCCUUUCGUCUGUACCAACUUCCCGGAGCCACGGAGACCGCCGCCCUAUGAUCUGGACGAAAACAUCGCCUUGAUUGAGCAGAUAGCCGGGGUUCACAAACUCCUCGAGGCACCGCUGAAGUUGGAGGAGUGUGCUCUGCAGAUGGCCCCCAAUGGGAACUACCUGGACCUGGACCUGUCUCUGGGGGAACAGAAAGAUGAUGUGGAACAGCUCUAUGACGACGUGGGUAGAGGGAAGAAGCCCAUUGAUCCUGAGAACUCAGCUAUCUGUCAGAGUCCAUUUGACUCCAUUCUAGAAGCUUCCAUUGGUCUCUAUGAGAUGUAA